Messenger RNA from Danio rerio (zebrafish), 505 nucleotides. RefSeq names its product PITH (C-terminal proteasome-interacting domain of thioredoxin-like) domain containing 1 (gene pithd1). Gene Ontology annotation, cellular component: cytoplasm. The record is from RefSeq and is marked provisional. NCBI's taxonomy places the organism in Eukaryota, Metazoa, Chordata, Actinopteri, Cypriniformes, Danionidae. Gene Ontology annotation, biological process: positive regulation of megakaryocyte differentiation.
GUUCAAGAACAUACCUCAAAUGUCAUUUGACGAUACAAGCAGAGAGCCAGAACAGGCGUUUCGUCUAAACAGGGAUCCGCGGGCUGAGCUUGAGUAUCCGACCAAGAUUGCGAGAUUCUCCAAUGUGGAGCACUUAUCAAUCCACGUAUCUCGAAAUUUUGGAGCAGAAUCCACUCGUGUGUAUUACAUUGGCCUGCGAGGAGAGUACACGGAGGCUCACAGGCACGAGGUGACAAUCUGCAACUAUGAAGCGGCAGCAAACCCAGCUGAUCACAAAGUGGAGAGCAUUACACCUCAGACACAGUUUAUAUCAUGACAGAAGGAGGAGGCCGAGGCCCGCGCGUGCUGUGUGAAGCUAUAGAGCUGUGCAAAACAGUGAGAUAAUGGACUGAUGGGGAUUUAUGCACAAGGGUUUGUUUAUCUGCAAUUCUGCUAAAGUGCCGCUUAACAUGAAGCGUAGUUACUUCAUGUAUGCUUAUCAUUCAAUAAACUAUUCUUCAGCUAA